AUGUUACACAAGGUUGUUUCAGUUUGCAUAAUUGAACAGUUGGCAAGUCCUGAUAAGCAGCAGCUCAAAGCUUCGGAUGGGAAACUCAGUCCAUGGCUACAAGCUCUUGCAACACUGGUUGGUGCGAUAUACAAAAAGUACAAUGUGGAACUGUCUGGAAUGUUGAAUUAUGUUAUGAACCAGCUUAAAAAUGAAAAAAGCUUUGACUUGCUCGUACUACGUGAAGUCAUCCAGAAUAUGGCUUGCAUUGAAGGUGUGGCUGGCGCUACCCCUGACCAGCUUGAGGCACUUGGUGGCGGAGAGCUGCUCAGGCAAGAGGCUGGAAGUUUUACCACCACAAGAAACAAGCGCGCGUCUGCUCGUCUGCGUGAUGCUAUCAUGACUGGCGACACUGCUGUAGCCCUGUGCAUUUUGAUAGCACAGCAAAGAGAAUGUGUAGUCUACCAUGAUAGUUCUCGCUUACCUUUGAAGCUGAUUGGAGAGAUGGUCGAUCAGGUCAGUACUGCACUCCUUGGAUGUCUUUGA
Cylicostephanus goldi is the source of this 525-nucleotide messenger RNA. The record is from the annotation of a GenBank genome assembly. Lineage: Eukaryota; Metazoa; Nematoda; Chromadorea; Rhabditida; Strongylidae.